Messenger RNA from Ascoidea rubescens DSM 1968, 1352 nucleotides. RefSeq names its product ubiquitin domain-containing protein DSK2 (gene DSK2). Gene Ontology annotation, biological process: ubiquitin-dependent protein catabolic process. The coding region runs from base 22 to 1275 and encodes 417 amino acids. The transcript has 2 exons. Gene Ontology annotation, cellular component: cytosol. Gene Ontology annotation, molecular function: polyubiquitin modification-dependent protein binding. The record is from RefSeq and is a predicted model, not a curated record. Lineage: Eukaryota; Fungi; Ascomycota; Saccharomycetes; Ascoideales; Ascoideaceae.
GGAGAAUCAGCUACUAUCGACAUGUCUGACACUAUUGAUAUAAUAAUCAAAUCUGCUGAAAAGAAGUAUAAUAUUAGUGUUCCAUCGAGCACUCUGAUUUUGGAUUUCAAGAAACACAUUGAAACUAAAAGCUCGAUACCUUCCAAUCGCCAGCGUUUGAUUUAUUCCGGAAGAGUCUUGAAAGAUAAGGAGACUUUGGCGUUCUAUAAAGUGCAAUCUGGUCACACAAUCCAUCUUGUCAAAGGCGCUGCAAAACCUGCUCCAGGAAAUGCAAACACUCUGGCUAACAGUUCUAACCAGUCAACCUCAUCAACCCCCAAUUCAUCCACCAACAAUCCCAGUUCUAACAACAAUAUACCCUCUUCGACUAACAUGGCUACGGGCACCGGAGCUUUUAAUCCAUUGGCUGAUAUAACCGGCGCCAGAUUUGCAGGUUAUGGCCCACAAUUUUCGCCACAAAACAUUUUACAUCAAAUGAACUCAAUGGGUUUAUCAAAUGCAAGUGGGGAAAUGCCCUCUGAUGAACAAAUGGAAAGAACAAUGAAUAACCCAAUGUUUCAAGAAGGGAUGAGAUCAAUGCUCAGAGACCCUCAAAUGAUUGACUAUUUGAUUGAGCAAUCUCCACAACUAAGAGCAAUGGGUCCAAUGGUCAGACAAAUGUUGCAAUCCGAACAAUUUAGAGAAAUGAUGACUAACCCUCAAAUGAUGAGAAAUGCAAUGGAAAUGCAAAGAUCAAUGCAACCCGGUGGUGCUGGUCCCGGUCCCGUUAAUCCUUUUAGUUUCAAUUCACCAACUGCUCCAUCUCCAACAUCUGCUUUUCCUGCCCCAGGCGUACCUAGUUCUCAAACUAAUAGCGGCGAUUCCACAAUUGCCAAUGCUGGAAGUAAUACUACCACCAAUGAUAGCAAUAAUAAUAGUUCUACUACUACAGGCAGUAAUACCGCUAAUAGUGCCGCAAACCCCACAUUUCCACCAUUAUUUUCUCCAUGGGCAAUGUUUCCUCCUUUGAACUCAAACAAUCCUGCUAACCCAACUCCAAAUCCCGCGUCAAACCAGUUUAUGGAUCAAUUCUUAAGCAUGAUGCAACAGCAAGGUGCUAACCCAGCUACUGCUCCCCCAGUUGACACUAGGCCACCUGAAGAAAGAUAUGAAUCUCAGUUGCGUCAAUUGAACGACAUGGGGUUUUUCGAAUUUGAUAGAAACAUCGCUGCAUUAAGACGGAGUGGUGGAAGCGUUCAAGGUGCAGUAGAAUAUCUAUUGAAUGGAGAUGUCUAAAAUAAAAACUUCAUUAUUAUACAAAUUUUCUAGUUUUUUUCUAGUUUUUUUUUAUUUUUUUCAUUUUUUUCCAUUUU